This is a messenger RNA of Nematocida homosporus, 1647 nucleotides long. RefSeq lists its product as uncharacterized. The record is from RefSeq and is a predicted model, not a curated record. The coding region runs from base 1 to 1647 and encodes 548 amino acids. The transcript has a single exon. NCBI's taxonomy places the organism in Eukaryota, Fungi, Microsporidia.
AUGAAGUAUUCAGAUAAAGGAGUAAAUGUCUUCGAUAUGAUUCCGUGUCUUGCCCUCGUUGCUAUCUUGUCUAACAAUUCGGUCAAUGGUAUGGUCAAAAAGGCUAUAAUUGUGGAGUCUGUGGUUUUUCUGGUCUUAGUGGUGGUAUAUAACAAGAAGAGUCCGUGGAUUAAACCCCUUCUAAUGUGCUUGAUUGUUUCUCAGGCUUUGUUUUUGGGUCUUCGGGAUAACGUCAUUCUUCCUUACCUUGACAAGCAAGGAUACCUUCCAAAAGGGGCUUGGAAAGGUCCCGAUGAGAAAAAUGAGGAUGUAUGUAGCCAGCCAGAUUUACAUUCAGAAGAGGAAGGUCCCACUAGUGCGCUGAUGGAUGCAGCCAGCCAGGAAGUAAACAGUCAGGAAGUAAGGGAUGCAAAAGACACUAGCACUAAACCUAGCCGUAAAGCUACCGAAAAGAAGUCUAAACCGUUAUGCGGAUGCAUCGACUGUCUUGAAACCCGUGGGAGAUGUUAUUGUUCUUCUUGUCAAAGUAUGCGCUCUGCACACACGCAGUGUCCUUGCGAUACGUGCCAAGCAAGCCGAAAGGACUGUAAUUGUGUCAAUUGUCGCAAUAGCCGUCUUGUUUCUCAAUGCAGUAAGUGCCUUCAAUAUAUGCCUACGCCGGCGCCGGGAAUGCCUAUGGCUUCAUACUAUCCUAACUAUGGGCCAGUGCCUCAAUUCGCUACGCCUACACCCGCGCCCACAUAUAGCAAUUGUUGCCCGCCUAAUCCUCCUAGUACCCGAUCUAAGCGUGGGCACAAUUCAUCUCAUAGCCGCACGACACCUUCCAAAAAACCUAAAUCUGCUCCUGGCCCCAAUACUAAGCCUAGUCCCUGUUUAACAGAUCAUACAUCCGCACUUACACCUAUCUCCGACCCUAAAGAGCAAAACCCUUCAGCUUUGGCCAAACUUUCGCCGACUAUCAAUGAACUAGCCCUCUCCAGUUCAGUAAAUCCUUCACCAACCCCGCUGAUCUUACCCCCUGAUACAUCCGUUCCAAUGAACAAGAAGAAGUCUACUCGCAUGUGCAUGGAAAAGGAAUGUGUUAACUGCAAACCAAGCAAGUACGAUGACCUGAAUAACUGUCCGCGCAAAGAUUGUCUCACGUGCCGAAUUGAUUGGCGGUUAGCUGAUGCCCUUAAGGUGAGUAUUGGAGCAGAAUACCCGAUCCUGCACGAGUACAUGUCACAACACACACCAAAGGAAAGACGUCAACUCCUGGGCUGGCUUUGUGAAUAUGCUGAUCAAGAAUCGGAGGCUCAAAAGCGACGGCUUGAUCAAAGCCGAGGCAUUCCUCCCGCCCUGCCCGCGCCCAAUGAUCCGGCAUACACUCCAAAGACGCUUUCUGAGCUCGAACAACUCAUUCCUAACGAUGACCUUAAGCAAUUCCUCAGGUUUCAGGCGGAGUUGGAAAUUCUAGCCCAAGCGAUGGUCCGUCGCGAUUACAUACGUUAUCUGUCCGCCAGCCCUCUGGAAAGUGAUAAGAAACUAGCUGAAACACAGCGGACAAUUGAUCAUAACGAGCGUGUGGAGCUAUACGACCAACUUGUAUAUGGCGAUUCUGCAUAUAUGUCCGACUCUUCUUCCAUGCUUAUGUUCGGCUCAACCUAA